Panicum hallii is the source of this 1791-nucleotide messenger RNA. RefSeq names its product peter Pan-like protein. Gene Ontology annotation, cellular component: preribosome, large subunit precursor. The record is from RefSeq and is a predicted model, not a curated record. Gene Ontology annotation, biological process: ribosomal large subunit assembly; rRNA processing. Lineage: Eukaryota; Viridiplantae; Streptophyta; Magnoliopsida; Poales; Poaceae. Bases 321 to 1337 code for a protein of 338 amino acids. Gene Ontology annotation, molecular function: rRNA binding. The transcript has 6 exons.
CCUCCAUUGCCGCCGCCGCCGCUCCCCUCGGCCGAGCUCGACGGCGGUCGGCGCCCUUCCUCUCCCAUCCCGCCCCCGGCCUCCCUUUUACCGCCGGGCGCCGGCAUCACCUCCGCGACCUUCCGAACAGCGCAGCGCGUGCCUGCUGGGCAUUCGCGGUUCACCCUUCCCUCGUGUCUGUUUCUCUCCCCCGUUCCCUUCUCUCUCAGUCUGUCUCCUCUCUUGGUCUUCCUUUCCUGGCGGUGACAACUAGGCGAGCAGCGGCGCCAUUCGGUCUUCGCAGGGCCAUUUUACCGUUGUGUUCGUCCAACUGAGAGGCCAUGCGCCAACCAAGGUCCGGGCCGGGGAAGAGGCGGGGCCGCGGGCCGCGUAUCCCCGCGACGACGCUUCGGAAGCAGCAGGCCGUGUUGGCGAACGUCGACCAGAUCACGGGCGCCAAGAUCCCCAAGAGCUUCGUUUUUUCCCGCGGCAAGCUCCCAUCCACGCUCCGCCACCUCCAGCAGGACCUCCGCAAGGUCAUGCUCCCCUACACUGCUCUCAAUCUCAAGGAGAAAAAGAGGAAUAACCUCAAGGACUUCGUCAAUGUUGCUGGUCCGUUGGGAGUGACACAUUUCUUGAUCCUCUCCAACCCCAAGAGCCUGCCACACUUGCGCUUUUCCAAAUCUCCACAGGGCCCAACCUUCACUUUCCAGAUAGAGGAGUACGCACUCGCGGCAGACAUUGCAAACUCCCAGAAGCGGCCAAGGUGCCCACCAGGGAUAUUCAAGAACUCACCAUUGGUUGUGCUGAGCGGGUUUUCAGGUCUUGGCAACCCUUUCGAGAGUUUGGUUGAAUACUUUCAGCAUAUGGUCCCUGCUGUUGACCCAAGCACCGUCAAACUGGCAGCAUGCCAAAGGAUUCUGUUGUUAAAAUAUGAUAAAGAGAAGGAGGUUAUCGAUUUCCGGCAUUACUCCAUCAAGCUCCAGCCUGUUGGGGUGAGUCGCAGGAUUAGAAAGCUCAUGCAGAACAAUCAAGUACCUGAUCUAAGAGACCUUAAAGAUGUUAGUGAUUAUGUGACAAAAGCUGGAUAUGGAUCAGAAAGUGAAGCAGAUGAUGAAGCAGCAACGGUAAGCCUACCAAGUGAUAUUGACAAAUUAAACCAGGCAUCAAGAAAAAGCGCUGUCAGACUCCAGGAGAUCGGACCACGGAUGACUAUGCGCCUAGUUAAAGUUGAGUCUGGGCUAUGUUCAGGAGAUGUCUUAUACCCUUGGCCUGUGGCAAAGAAAUCUGUGGGAAAGAAAGGGAAAGGAACUGAGGAAGAGAUAGAAGGACAAGAAGAAACUGAGGAUGAGCUUUAGGAUGGGCCAGAGGACGAGAUGGAGGAAUAGCAAUUUAGAUGAGCUAAUCAAAGCACUGAUCACCAGGCAUCUGCCUACAAGGAUAGUCAACAGUGUGAAGCCACCGUUCUUUUUCAAACAACACCAAGGAGAGCUUCCCAGAUGAAAACAAACGUGGUGAAUGCAGAAGCAGGUGUGGUGACAGUCCUGGAUGUUUCAUGUUGAAUCCAACGGGCUGAGUGUUGUAGCAUACUAGCAUGAUGCAUUCAUACCAGCUUUGUGACUCGAGGUGCAGGCAUUAUCUGCAGGCUUGCAGCAAAGUUGGACAUUAUUCUGCGGAUAGUUGCAGGUUAUAUAGAUUUUUGAGUUCUUGUUGGGAAUUCCAAAUUUCCAAUUGAUCGGUAUCCCCCCACAAGGCUUGCUCACGCUUGUAGUCGGAUUGACGUGAUGGGAAGCAAUGUUCUUUCUUACCUCC